CCUCACUCAUUUCAAAUAUAAUUCCAAAAUCUCGUAACACACACACAACAAGAAAAACAUAUUUUCGUUGGAAACCCAAUUAGAAGGCAAAAAAUGGCUGAAUCUGCAACCAUGGGAAUGGAGCUAGAAGAACAAUUGGUGGAUACAGAGGAAGAUCAUAGGGAUGAGAAUGCAAGGACAAUAUUUCUUGCAGAGCUGAAUCUCAUUCAAAUUAUCUCAUACCUUUCAUUAUCAUCUGAAGAACUUGAUUUUGAGGCAGUGGAUAUUAAUGAAAAUGGCAAAGCUCACCAACAACACAAAGUUGUUUCUGAUCUACGUUCCAGAAAACGGGGUGGAAUCAAGAAAUACAAGAACAUUGAGCCAGAAAUUCAAAGGUUCUCGACCAAGAUUAGAGAUUGCAGGCGUAGUAGAAGAAUGUGAAGAAAGCAACAUUGACCAAAGCUAGAAACCAGAGACGUACCAACAGAAGGUCUUUCUUUUUCAGCAAGGCCGUUGAAGCUACCUUAAUAUGUACUGUAUUUGCUUGGGAAGAGAGAGUUCAUAUUAAAGAAUAGUAGUUGAAACAAAAUUGAUGUAUUCUCAUUUUUGGAAAUGCCCAUUUCGAUUUGUUAACAAUGAACAAGAUUUUAUCUUCUCAUC
This is a messenger RNA of Nicotiana tabacum (common tobacco), 639 nucleotides long. RefSeq lists its product as uncharacterized. The record is from RefSeq and is a predicted model, not a curated record. Lineage: Eukaryota; Viridiplantae; Streptophyta; Magnoliopsida; Solanales; Solanaceae.